Nicotiana attenuata is the source of this 3513-nucleotide messenger RNA. RefSeq lists its product as uncharacterized. Lineage: Eukaryota; Viridiplantae; Streptophyta; Magnoliopsida; Solanales; Solanaceae. The record is from RefSeq and is a predicted model, not a curated record. The coding region runs from base 1 to 3513 and encodes 1170 amino acids. The transcript is spliced from 4 exons.
AUGAAAAUUCCUGAGCAUCGAAAAUGGAUGGAAAAUAGACUUCUUCCCGGUCGAGCGGGGUAUACGGAUGAAUUUAUAAGUGGCAUGGAUGAGUUUAUUAAUUUUGCUUGUAGUCAACCUAAGUACUUGUCCGAGGGAGUCAUAAGGUGCCCUUGUAAGCGUUGUAAAAAUAUGAAGCACCUGAAACGCGAUGAAGUUAUUGUGCAUGUUUAUCAAAAAGGGUUCACGCCAGGAUAUUGGUAUUGGACAUCGCAUGGAGAGGAAGCACCUCCAAUUGAUUUGAAUGAACAUAUUUAUUCAGGCGCUUCGAGUAGUCAUCAAGGGUAUAACUUUGACAUACCUUCAAACAGUCAAAGUAAUAUUCCAGGGGAAGACUAUGAAAAUGUAAAUAGAUAUCAAAAUAUGAUUUAUGAUGAUGCUGGUGUAGAAUUUGGGCAUCAAGUUGAACCCAAUAUAGAAGAGUCUCCGAAUAUGGAUGCUACCAGGUUUUAUAAAAUGUUGAAUUCGGCUCAACAACCUUUAUGGCCUGGAUGCAAAUAUUCUGAGUUGUCUACAGCUGUUAGAAUGAUGAGUAUUAAAUCUGAGUACAAUAUGUCCCAAGGUUGUUUUAAUGCAAUGGCGCAACUAAUGAAGGAUACAAGUCUUCCCGAUAAUAAGAUACCUUUGGAUUACUACCAUGCGAAAAAGCUAGUUUCAGGGCUUGGUCUAACUAGUCAAAAAAUUGAUUGUUGUGUUAACGGAUGUAUGUUGUAUUACAAGGCUGAUACCGAGAUGACAGAAUGUAAGUUUUGUAAAGAGCCUCGUUACAAGGAAUGCGUGCGCAAGCAUGGUAAUAAAAAGGUUCCUCGGAAGAGAAUGCAUUACCUGCCGCUUAUUCCUAGGCUUCAACGAUUGUACGCUUCGAAAAAAUCUGCGGAGCAAAUGAAGUGGCACUAUGAAAAUCGUAGGGAAGAAGGUGUGUUGUGCCACCCAUCCGAUGGAGAAGCAUGGAAACACUUUGAUCGAACCUAUCCAGACUUUGCUUUAGAGCCUAGAAAUAUUAAACUUGGUCUUUGUGCUGAUGGAUUUACACCUUAUAGUCAGUCAGCAUCGCCAUACUCUUGUUGGCCGGUGAUUGUUACUCCCUACAAUCUUCCUCCUGAUCUUUGUAUGACUGCCCCUUACAUGUUCUUAACAUUGAUCAUUCCAGGUCCACAUAAUCCCAAGGCAAAAAUUGAUGUGUAUCUUCAACCAUUAAUAGAUGAGCUGCAACAAUUGUGGAUGGAUGGUGUACUAACUUAUGAUGUGUCAAAGAAGCAAAAUUUUCUUAUGCGAGCAGCAUUGAUGUGGACAAUUAAUGAUUUUCCUGCUUAUGGCAUGCUAUCAGGGUGGAGUACAGCUGGUAAAUUAGCAUGCCCAAUUUGCAUGGAACAAUCAAAAGCUUUUACUUUGAAAUAUGGAAGGAAAGUUACUUGGUUUGAUUGUAACCGCCAAUUCUUGCCUCUCAAUCAUGAUUUUAGAAAAAACAAGAAUGCUUUUUACAAAGGAAAAGAGGAGAAGUCUAGACCUCCUCCUAGGUUAACCGGGGAUCAGGUGUGGGAAAAAGUUAGAGGGUUUCCUAAGAUCACUGAAUCAGGUCCACGCAAAUUCUAUGGUUAUGGAAAAUCUCAUAAUUGGACCAAAAAAAAGUAUUUUUGGGAUUUGCCAUAUUGGAAGACCAAUCUAGUUCGCCACAAUCUUGACGUAAUGCAUAUAGAGAAAAACGUCUUUGACAAUGUUUUUCAUACUAUCAUGGACAAUAAAGAUAAAACUAAGGAUAAUGAGAAGGCAAGAAUGGACUUGAAAGAAUAUUGCCGUCGAAAUGAUCUACACUUGAAACAGGACAGUAGCGGGAGAUGGAUUAAACCGAAAGCAAAGUUUACCUUAAAUGAGGACCAAAAGAAAGAUGUAUGUGAAUGGGUUAAAGAUCUAAAGAUGCCUGAUGGAUAUGCUUCCAAUUUGAGUAGAUGUGUUGAUAUGCCACAUUUAAAGCUAUUUAGGAUGAAAAGUCAUGAUUGCCAUAUUUUUAUGCAGUGUCUUAUUCCAGUUGCUUUUAGUGCACUAUCAAAACCAAUUUGGAAGCCAUUAACUGAACUUAGUCUAUUUUUUAAAGACCUGUGCUCAACAGUGUUACGGGAGGAUCAUUUAAUACAAAUGGAACAAAAUAUUCCUUUAAUCUUGUGUAAGUUGCAGCGAAUAUUUCCACCCGGAUUUUUUGAUUCAAUGGAGCACUUACUGAUUCAUUUGCCUUGCGAAGCAAGGGUUUGUGGGCCAGUUCAAUAUCGAUGGAUGUAUCCAUUUGAAAGGUUCCUAAACAAAAUUAAGAAGACUGUUAAAAAUAAAUCCAGAGUUGAAGGGUCUAUAUGUCAAGCAUAUUUGGCUCAAGAAAUCUCGUACUUUGCUUCCCAUUAUUUUGAAUCUCAUGUCCUGUCUAACAACAAUAGAGUUGGUCGUAAUGACGAUGAAAUAAAAAAGAAUUCAACUCAACCAACUCUAUCAGUCUUUAAUCUUUCUGGCCGAACUUAUGGCAAUGAGGAUGGCAUUAUUCGGUGGCUAGAUGAUAAAGAGGUUGCUGCAGCACAAUUGCAUGUUCUUAUAAAUUGUGAUGAGGUUAAGCCUUUCCUCAAUUUGUAUGAGCAAGCCUUGAGAGAUACUUACAAUGAUCUCACUGAUGACGUUAUUGAUAAACAAAUUGAAGCAGACUUUCCACGAUGGUUUAAAGAUUAUGUCAAUAGUAAUCCUCAAGAAAUAUUGCAGAAUCCAUAUUUGCAAAUUUUAGCUAUGGGACCAUUAAGACGGGCAAAGUCUUGGCCUGUUUAUUUUGUGAAUGGACACAAAUUUCACACUUCUUCAUGGGGUGAAGGAAGAAGUACAUAUAAUAGUGGGGUGUGUGUUAGUGGCACUGGACAAGAUGGUACUAUAAGUGAAUACUAUGGUGUUCUUAAGGAGAUUAUUGAAUUAGAAUGGCCAAUGACAUCAACUAUGAAGUUAGUUUUAUUUUAUUGUGACUGGUUUGAUCCCUCUAAACAUGGUAUGAAAGUUGAUAGUGAAUUUGGUAUUGUCGAGGUUCGAAAAAGGGGAAGAUAUGGUAAAUUUGACCCUUUCAUCUUUCCUGAAAUCGCAACUCAAGUUUAUUAUGCAAAUCAUCCUGAAAAGAAAGGAGAUAAAGCUGAUUGGUGGGUUGUUAUAAAGACAAAGCCAAGGGGAGUUGUGGAUGCAACACAUAAUCUUGAAGUUGCUUACCAAGAGGAGCAAUCACAUGUAAAUAUAAGUAUAGAGGAUGAACCAAUUGAUUGCCUACAAGAUGAGCAAUUUGUUGGUGAAGAGGUCGAUAUGAGUAGUUUCCAAUCAGUUAUCAAUGAAGAUGGAUAUGAUUUAAUUGAAGACGAAGAUGAGGAGGUAGCAAGUGAAGCAGAGGAAGAGCUUUUUGAUAGUGAAGAUUCACAAGAUUACUUUCAAACCCAAGAGGAGGACGAAGAUGAAGAUGACGAUUAA